CUGAGAUGGACGCGGGCGGCACCUGGGCGCUGCUGCUGCUGCUGCUGCUGCUCCUGCUGCUAGUGAAGCUGGUGACUCCGUCACCGUGGGGGACGCGGGCCCUCGGCCACCUGCCCCCAGGGCCCACACCGCUGCCUCUCUUGGGCAACUUCUUCCAGCUGCGUCCUGGGGCCAUCUACUCCGGGCUCAUGCGGCUGAGUAAGAAGUAUGGAGCCGUGUUCACGGUGCAUCUGGGCCCCUGGCGGCGCGUCGUGGUGCUGGUGGGCCACCAGGCUGUCCACGAGGCCCUGGGAGAGCAGGCUGAGGAAUUCCAUGGGCGGGGAAGGCUGGAAACCCUGGACCAGACGUUUGAUGGUCACGGGGUUUUCUUCGCCAACGGGGAGCGAUGGAGGCAGCUGAGGAAGUUCACCCUGCUGGCUCUGCGGGACCUGGGCAUGGGGAAGCGAGAAGGCGAGGAACUGAUCCAGGCGGAGCUGCGCUAUCUACUGGAGGCGUUCCAGGACACGGAAGGACGGCCCUUUGACCCCUCCCUGCUGCUGGCCCAGGCCACUUCCAACAUCACCUGCUCCCUGGUCUUCGGCCUCCGCUUCCCCUACGACGACAAGGAGUUCCAGGCCAUGGUCCAGGCUGCGGGGGAGACCUUGCAAGGCGUCAGCUCCCCAUGGGGCCAGGCUUAUGAGAUGUUCUCCUGGCUCCUGCGGCCCCUGCCCGGCCCCCACAGACAACUCCAGGGCCACUUGGCUACGCUGGCCGCCUUCACCGCCAAACAAGUGCAGAGACACCGAGACGUCUGGGAUGCCUCGGGUCCCAACCGGGACCUAGUGGACGCCUUCUUGCUCAAGAUGGCGCAGGAGGAAAAUGACCCAAGCACGGAAUUCACCGGGAAGAACUUGCUGAUGACGGCCACUUACCUGCUGUUUGCUGGGACGAAACCCAUCAGCUCCACCAUCUGCUACGCCCUCCUCCUGAUGCUGAAAUACCCUCACGUCCAAAAGCGUGUGCAGGAGGAGCUGGCACAGGAGCUGGGGGUCGGCCGGGCACCCAGCCUGGGCGACCGCGCCCGCCUCCCCUAUACCGAUGCCGUCCUGCAUGAAGCCCAGCGGCUGCUGGCCCUGGUGCCCAUGGGUAUCCCCCACACCCUCACAAGGACCACGUACUUCCGGGGGUACACUCUGCCUCAGGGCACCGAGGUCUUCCCUCUCCUUGGCUCUGCCUUGCAUGACCCCAACUUCUUCAAGCAACCCGAAGAGUUCAACCCAGGCCACUUCCUGGAUGCAGAUGGAAGGUUCCGGAAGCCUGAGGCCUUCCUGCCUUUCUCCUUAGGCAAGCGUACGUGUCUCGGGGAGGGCCUGGCUCGGGCCAAGCUCUUUCUCUUCUUCACCAGCAUCUUGCAGGCCUUCUCCCUUGAGAGCCCAUGCCCACCCAGUGCCCUGAGCCUCCAGCCAGCCACCAGAGGCCUUUUCAAUAUCCCUGCCGCCUUCCAGCUGCAGGUGCGGCCUGUCCACCUCCCCUGACGGAGGAAGAGGGUGAUGACAGGCGUGUGCUACUAGGUCCAGCUGCUUUCUGUGGAAGUGAAUGGAGCCCAUCUGGGAGCGUGAUGUGUAUGGACAGAUAACACACCCAUCUUCCGUGCCACGUGGUUCCGUGUGCUCACAACCCACAUGAACAACCUGCCAGCUUUCCAGGUCUCCUCACUGCCUUCAUAGCCAAUGAACGCCGCCAUGUCUGGGGGCCGGCCAUACAUGAGAAUACACACACACACACACUGCAAUCACAUCACACACUGUCCACAUACCGUGCCAUCUCUCUGCUGAGACCUGCUAGGACCAAUGAGGCAAUCCCCAGCGCCCCCACCAUGCCCUCUGACCAUCAGAAAAGACUGUUCUCAACCACCUUGAGUAACUCACUGUCCCAAAUACAAUUCUUUCCUUCUCUGCUAUUGUGCACAGAGAUCAUGGUGUG
Molecule: messenger RNA, 1962 nt
Organism: Perognathus longimembris pacificus (Pacific pocket mouse)
Lineage: Eukaryota; Metazoa; Chordata; Mammalia; Rodentia; Heteromyidae
Product: cytochrome P450 2S1
Exons: 9
Coding region: 6-1514 (502 amino acids)
Biological process (GO): xenobiotic metabolic process
Cellular component (GO): intracellular membrane-bounded organelle; cytoplasm
Molecular function (GO): iron ion binding; heme binding; oxidoreductase activity, acting on paired donors, with incorporation or reduction of molecular oxygen, reduced flavin or flavoprotein as one donor, and incorporation of one atom of oxygen
Source: RefSeq, a predicted model, not a curated record